This is a messenger RNA of Australozyma saopauloensis, 525 nucleotides long. RefSeq lists its product as uncharacterized. The record is from RefSeq and is a predicted model, not a curated record. NCBI's taxonomy places the organism in Eukaryota, Fungi, Ascomycota, Pichiomycetes, Serinales, Metschnikowiaceae. Bases 1 to 525 code for a protein of 174 amino acids. The transcript has a single exon.
AUGUAUCUUUUCUUUCUUUUUUUCUUGUUGAAAAUCCUUCAAUUCAAUAUCAAACUAUCAAUUGCUUGUUCUCCUACGCGACUUUUGUUAAUGGGUGUCUAUAUCUAUCUAAAUCUAUACGCUUUUAAAUUAGGCCUCGCCAGCUGGUCUCAAACCAGUGAAGAAAGCAUAUCCGUAGCCGGUAGUCUCGAAGGUGAUAGUAGUACCCUUCUUGAAGUAGAAAACAUCACCUGGCUUGGUGGAAACCUUGUACCCGGUCUCGUCGGAGAUCCAGUACUCACCCUCAACCUCCAAGAUGAUCUUCAUCUCAUCGUAGUGGUAGUAGUAGACCAAUGGCUCACCCUUCUCUUGCUUGUAGAAACCACAGGAGAUUUGCUCUUCCUUAGGGGCGUCGGAGGUGAAAGUGUCACCCAAGAAGGAGUUGUUGCCUGGAGAUGGGAUUUGAGGAGGCUUGACUUCCUUUCCCUCAGCGGCUGGCUUGUACAACAUAGGCAUUUUUGGCGAGUAUUAGGUGGGUUUGUGUGA